Hansenula anomala is the source of this 204-nucleotide messenger RNA. RefSeq lists its product as uncharacterized. NCBI's taxonomy places the organism in Eukaryota, Fungi, Ascomycota, Saccharomycetes, Phaffomycetales, Wickerhamomycetaceae. The transcript has a single exon. The record is from RefSeq and is a predicted model, not a curated record. Gene Ontology annotation, molecular function: protein binding; molecular adaptor activity. The annotation marks the transcript as partial. Gene Ontology annotation, cellular component: membrane; TRC complex. Gene Ontology annotation, biological process: post-translational protein targeting to endoplasmic reticulum membrane.
AUGGCAUCACCAUCUACUGCCAAUGACUUCAAAUUAUUGGGUAAUACAGCUUUGAAAGAAAAAAAAUAUAAUGAAGCAAUUGAUCAUUAUACAAAAGCAAUUGAACUAGAUUCAACAGAUCCAAUUUUUUAUUCAAAUAGAGCACAUGUUGAAAUUCAAAUUGAAUUAUAUGGUGCUGCAAUUCAAGAUGCAACUAAAUCAAUU